AGGUCACUAUUAUUCCAAAAAAGAAAAGCAAAUUUAUCUAAAAGUCUAGUUCUUUCCAAUUCUCUCAGCUCAGUGAUUCCCUUUCACAAUGGCAGAAGAGUUGAUAUUAUUGGAUGAAUGGCUUAGUAUGUUUGGUAUGAGAGCAAGGAUAGCAUUGGCUGAAAAAGGCAUAAAGUAUGAAUACAAGGAAGAAGAUCUUGAAAACAAGAGCCAAAUGCUUUUGAAAAUGAACCCAAUUCACAAGAAGAUUCCUGUUCUUAUCCAUAAGGGAAAACCAAUUUCUGAGUCCAUCAUUAUUGUUGAAUAUAUUGAUGAGGUUUGGAAGGAUAAGGUCCCAUUUCUACCCUCAGAUCCUUAUCAGAAAGCUCAAGCAAGAUUUUGGGCUGAUUUUGUCAACAAAAAGGUUGGUGAUGUUGGAGGGAGGAUAUGGGCUGGAAAGAGAGAUGAGAUUGAAUUAGCAAAGAAGGAGUUGAUUGAAGGCUUAAAGGAAUUAGAGAAUGUGCUUGGAGACCAACCUUAUUUUGGUGGUGACACAUUUGGGUUUGUUGACAUUGCUUUGAUCCCUUUCUAUAGUUGGUUUUAUACUUAUGAGAAAUUAUGCAACUUCAAAGUUGAGGAAGAGUGUGAAAAGCUGAUUGUUUGGGCAAAGAAUUGCAAGCAAAAAGAGAGUGUUUCCAAAUCUAUUGCUGAUGAGAAAGAAGUGUAUGAUUUUGUUGUUAACUAUAGGAAGAGGUUUGAGUUGGAUUGAGAAGACACUUUGGACUCUGAGAAAUUUGUUGUUAACAACCCAAAUCAACAAAUUCAUUUUCUUUUAAGGUAACCGGUUAAUAACGCAUAUGAUUUUUUUUUUUUGGUGUGAAAAAAAACAAUAUAAUUAUUUUCCCUUAUUUUUUAUGUGAAGAAAACAAUAUAGCAAUUUUUCCUUAAUUAAUAUGAUAGUCUUAUUCAUA
Molecule: messenger RNA, 950 nt
Organism: Medicago truncatula (barrel medic)
Lineage: Eukaryota; Viridiplantae; Streptophyta; Magnoliopsida; Fabales; Fabaceae
Product: probable glutathione S-transferase parC
Exons: 2
Coding region: 89-748 (219 amino acids)
Biological process (GO): glutathione metabolic process
Cellular component (GO): cytoplasm
Molecular function (GO): glutathione transferase activity
Source: RefSeq, a predicted model, not a curated record